AUGGGUGAGAAACCAUGGCGGUGUGGCGAUACACGGCACUAUGAUAUACCAAAGAAUGGGGAUGGGUGGCAGAAGUGCAACGAAAUGGUGGAGAAGCACGACAACGAAAUGUGCGACGCCUGGAGAGAUGAGGUGGAUAAAUUGUUGAUUUUCGCUGGUCUCUUCUCAGGAGUUGUAACCGCUUUCACUACACAAUCCUAUCAAUGGCUAGCAGAACAAUCUGCAGAUUCAUCAGCCCGACUUCUCAGCUUCAUCGCAACACAAGUGGCAAACUCUACCAAUCCCUUACCGCCAUCCCUUGCCAUCCCAGAAUUCGCCGUCACUCAAGCUCAAAUCCGGAUCAAUGUAGUAUGGUUCCUCAGUUGCACAGUCAGCCUGACAACUGUGCUAGUCGGUAUCCUGUGCCUCCAGUGGCUCCGAGAAUUCCAACGUGAUGCAGCCGUCCCUCACAAAGAGGCCGUGGCCCUUCGCCAAAUGCGAUACAAGGGGCUGACGAAAUGGCACGUCCCCGGCAUCCUCUCCAUUCUCCCCCUCCUCCUCCAACUAUCCCUCGUCCUCUUCUUCAUUGGUCUCCUUGACCUCCUUUGGUCCCUCAACACCCCCAUGGCAGCAUGUGUCUCCGCAGUAGUUGGGAUGGUCAUGCUCUUCUUAAUAGCGACCACAGCCCUUCCUGCCCUGCAACAGGCCUCGAUAAGCGACAAACAUCUCCGUGUUCCUCAGUGCCCUUUCAAAUCCCCGCAGUCAUGGCUCUUCUAUCGCGUUGGGCGCUGGCUCUGCUACUUGCCUCUUCGCAGCUACCUCUUGCUGAAAAAACAAUUGCGAGCCAUACUCCCCUACCUUCAUGAACAUUUACGCGACAACAGCUGGCUUGCAUAUGACAAGCGCUGGCGCAAGGUUCGCGAUGCCGAAAAUCUCUCCUGGAUCGAUCCCCCGACGAUCCGGGAUUUCGACGAUAUUGUUCAUGGCCUCUACUGGAUAAACAAGACAUUCGCACACAGCGUCGAGGCCAUAUUCCCUGUCUACCACUCCCUCGCAGAGCUAGACAUUCCUGCUGCGGCAGCUACAGUAUCCGAGUGCUAUCGCAAAAGAGGUGACGUCAUCAGACUCCUCAACAGGUCCUCGUUCAAAGCAUUGAUGGAUGAUCAGUCCUCCCGGAAUGAGAUGCAAAAUCGGGACAUUAUAGCCGCAUAUUAUCUGAAAUUGUACCAAGACAGGCACCUAGUUCUGAAGACGGGGUAUGUGGAGACGGUGAUCCGGAUAUUGAAUACGCAAGAUGUGGCCAUGCCAUUCGAUGACUGGCUUUCCGAGAUCUUGCGGGAUCUGGCAUGGGACUGUUUGCCAGCCCCGUCAGUCACCACUGGGGCUGUGGCCCAGUUGAACACGAAUGAAAUCACUAUCCAAACCUUACUCUGCGUCAAACUCCUCGUCACACGAGACAGGCUAGGCCUCGAAGACGUCACCCUAUCAUGGGCUCUCCUCAGCCAAUUGCUCACACCCAAUGACUCAGAGCAGCUCAACCACGGCCACAUGAAAUUUGUCGGUGGGCUCUUUGAAGCAUUCGAAGUAUGGCUAUCGCAGGGAACAGAAACAUAUAGGUGGGAGAGGGUCAAGGUGUGUAUGGAGGGAAUGAUCAGGCUGUUCUCUUCCUCGAUCGACAUCGCGGCGCUGGAUGCUGUGUGUCCGGUACAAAUGGCCAAGGCGGCGGGGCUUGUGAGGGCACUGGAUGUGCAUAUGUCAUGGCUUGGGGGCACGGCGGCGGUGUUGAAGAGGAAGAGGCAUGAAUGGGAUAAAACUUAUGAGGUUGGGGAGUGGGAUUCUUUCGUCAGUCGGUUUGAGGGCAUUGAAGGAGGUGAUGGGUGAGGGCGGUACUC
Laccaria bicolor S238N-H82 is the source of this 1871-nucleotide messenger RNA. RefSeq lists its product as uncharacterized. The transcript has 2 exons. Bases 1 to 1860 code for a protein of 619 amino acids. The record is from RefSeq and is a predicted model, not a curated record. NCBI's taxonomy places the organism in Eukaryota, Fungi, Basidiomycota, Agaricomycetes, Agaricales, Hydnangiaceae.